Messenger RNA from Daphnia magna, 3513 nucleotides. Its product is annotated as vascular endothelial growth factor receptor 2. Gene Ontology annotation, molecular function: ATP binding; transmembrane receptor protein tyrosine kinase activity. The record is from RefSeq and is a predicted model, not a curated record. The transcript is spliced from 17 exons. The coding region runs from base 126 to 3083 and encodes 985 amino acids. NCBI's taxonomy places the organism in Eukaryota, Metazoa, Arthropoda, Branchiopoda, Diplostraca, Daphniidae. Gene Ontology annotation, cellular component: signaling receptor complex. Gene Ontology annotation, biological process: multicellular organism development; cell surface receptor protein tyrosine kinase signaling pathway; positive regulation of kinase activity.
CUUUAAGCGCACGGGGAUUUCCAAAACUUAGUUCCACAUUCGAACACUGCCGAGCCUUCUUCAGCACCUGCACGCCCAACAUUUUCGUGUUUUCACAUUCAAGUCUUUUGUGCGUUCGUCGAAGGAUGGCAGAACGUUUACGUCCUGUUAACAUCGUCCGGAUUAGGCCUAGAUUAGCAAUUGUUUUGGCAGGCCUCUUGAUUUCCUUAGCAAUUGAAGGUCGUGCCAAAGAACUCGACAAAAACAAUGGGAUCAUGUUGCCCGACAAGGAGCAGCAAGUGUUUACAGCUUUGGCCAACAUUAGCGUGACGUGCAUCUUCAUCCACACAGCCGAGAUCAAAUGGAAUAUUCCCGACUACCUUACGAAAACACCCGGGAUUAGUGCAAUGAACGAGCGUUUGAAUUUCACUUUCGAGAAGAACGAAACUCACGUCUGGUCAACGAUGAGCCUCAUCAAAGCCAGGGCAAGAGACACUGGCUAUUACGAAUGCUACUUACCUUUGUUUAAUGAAGUGCGAGUGAAGCAGUACAUCUACGUUUACAACAGAAGAGAUGCAGUCAUUAUGGAAGAGGAAUUGGUCAAAUUUCGAUUUGAAAUGGGCGAAGAUGCUUUGGUACCCUGCAACCCCACUCACCCUGAUGUCAAUGUGCAGUUGAAACGAUCCCCUCAGUUGGUCAUCGGGCAUCUAUCGAAGGAGGAAUUGCAGCGAGAUUUGUUGUCCGGUCCGUCUCGACAUUGGUUCCGGCAACAGUUCAAAGGACUGCGUCACAGGAACGUGAGCCUGGACGAUUUCGGAAGUUACCAAUGCAUCGGCCUGCUCAAAAACAGUACGGGCAAGCCGACCGACAAAAGAUUUAAUCUGAUAGUGUCUGGGCUUGAUCUGACUAGAAAUGGCAGUGAUGCUCGUGAUCCUGUGGAGGGAAGUAACGUCGUUUUGAUAUGUCGCGCCUACGCCCUUUCAUCUCCACCACGCUGGACGUAUUAUCAGAGUGUCGACGACACCGCAGAAGAACAGGUUAACAUUAGUGAAAGCGAGACGCCAUCCGAAUUGGGUAUGGAAAUCAAUACGACAAAAUUGACCGUUCAGGGAGAGUCAGAAUCGUAUUACGUGAGCAUUUUGGAAUUGUCUAAUGUCACUGCGAAUUCCCCCCAAAAGUUUGGAUGUUGGGCGAUGAAUAAGCGAGACAAAAUCGAACUGGCAACCGUUUCCUUCCAAGUCACACGGGCUCGCGUUCCCGUCAUAGCAACGAGAAACAAUUCGACUACAUCCAUCGAAGUGGUGUUGGUUAAAGGACAAGCGCGGAAUUUAACGUGCACUGGAUACGCAUCGCCUCGACCCAAGAUCCAGUGGCUCAAGGAUGGUAUAGAACACUUUGAUGAAGUUUAUUCCAGCGGCAAUGCGACUGUGUUGACCCUCCAAGGCACGGAAGAAGAAGUCGGUUCGUACGCUUGCCGCUGGAGUAACUACCUGGGCCAAAGUUUCAAAAAUUUCACCGUUACCUUUGCUGAGGAGCCGGACGACAUCGGUAAUACAGUUGUGAUUGCUGUUGGCACGUUGACGGUGGUCAUCAUUCUGGCUUCGAUUCUGAUUGGCAUCAGACUCUACCUUGACAAGAAAGGCAACUUGUUUCCGGGCGCUCAAGCUCUGCUCAAAGGCAAACCAAAGGAAUUGAACGAUCAUCUCAGUUUGGACGAGCAAAUCGAAAUUUUGCCUUACGACACGCGAUGGGAAUUUCCCAGACAUCGACUCAAACUCGGUGUACAGUUGGGCGCUGGAUGUUUCGGCCGGGUGGUCAAAGCUCAAGCUGUCGGCGUUAAAGACUCGGAGGAAACUGUCAAAACAGUGGCGGUGAAGAUGGUGCGAUCGCAGACUAACGUGGCUGCCCUGGAAGCUCUGGUCGGUGAAUUGAAAAUCAUGAUACACCUGGGGGCCCACCUGAAUGUUGUCAAUCUAUUGGGAGCUUGCACGAAAAGCGUCAUCAAAGGAGAACUGCUAGUCAUUGUCGAGUAUUGUCGAUUUGGGAAUUUGCAAACUUACCUCGUCGGCCACCGCACGGAUUUCGAGAACCAAGUCGACGAGUUCGGCAAUCUCUUGACGGAUGCAGAAAUGCAAGAAAUGGACCGUUCCAGAAAUGGAAACGCGAAUAAUCAAGACCAGAUUCAAACGUCAUCUUCUCAAGCCAAUUUGAUCGAUCAAGAUGUUUCUGCUUGCCCAGAAGGUUCAUCCUCGUCGUCUUCCAGUGGGGAAGUCUCUCCAGGUGCAGACACGUUCGGAUUUUAUCAACAAGACCCGGAAAAUAAAGUGAGCCAUUCCGUUUCGACAGCCGAUCUGAUCUCUUGGUCGUUCCAAAUCGCCAGAGGAAUGGAUUAUUUGGCCAGCAGAAAAGUUCUUCAUGGCGAUUUGGCAGCCCGUAAUGUUCUGCUGGCCGAUGGCGGAGUUGCCAAAGUGGCGGAUUUCGGAAUGUCUCGCAACAUGUAUUACGAAGGAAAUUAUCAGAAAGAAUCGCAGGGUUUGAUGCCCGUCAAAUGGAUGGCCAUUGAAUCUCUGACGGAUCGCCGUUUCUCCACUCAGUCUGACGUCUGGUCGUACGGCGUUCUUCUUUGGGAAAUCUUCACCUUAGGCAAAGUGCCAUAUCCAGGUAUGGAAGCCAAUCACGAACUCAUACGGCAACUGGAGAAAGGCUACCGAAUGGAGAAACCCGAUUUUGCGCCCAAUUAUUUCGGAGAAAUCAUGGCGAGUUGUUGGAAAUCGGACCCGAAGGAGAGACCAACAUUCAGCCACAUGGAGCAGCAGAUCAGCCUUCAAAUGGAGUCGACCGUCAGUGAUCACUAUUUAAAUUUGAACCAAUCGUACGAAAAAUUGAACCAAGAGAAAGUGAGUGCUCCGGCCAACGAACCGUUGGGUCUGGCCAAAGCUCUGGACUUUAAAAAAGAGAAAUUUAGUCGAUCGAGUUCAGUGUGCGAUGUGCAAACCAAGAAACCAGUCUGGAAUGGAAUCAGUUUGCGGAGAAUCUCUGAAGAAAGGACUAAUAUCGAAGCAUUGCCACAACAAAAGACUCAGAUAAGCAACCAAUACGUUUAGGGUUGGAGUCUUGGGCUUUCUUGUUGCCGGAUCACCUAUACUUGGCCAGCGGAUAGAGUACGUAGUUGUCUGUAAAAUGAGAUUUCGCACUGAAGGAAUGUCAUUGAUUACCGUCAAUGUGGUAAUUUAUGAUUGAAAAUGUGACCUUGAUGCUUGAUCCAUGAUUUUUAAUCCACUUGGUAACAGACGUAGGCCUAGCAGACGAGUAUUAGCAGACUACGUCUUCUAUGCGGAUUACGGUCUCCGUCGACCAUGUCUGCUUGUGGAUUGAAAGUCAUGAAAGGUCACAUUUUCAAUCAUCAAUUAUUGAACUACCAAGUAAAACUCGAUCAUUGUCAUUUGUAUAAAUUUAUUUUCUUUUAUUGUUUCAUUUACUGUGUCAUCGUAACUGAGAUGCAGUAAACAUAAUACAUUUAGCUAUACCUUUUGA